Rhineura floridana is the source of this 4605-nucleotide messenger RNA. RefSeq names its product family with sequence similarity 107 member B (gene FAM107B). The transcript has 4 exons. The record is from RefSeq and is a predicted model, not a curated record. Bases 421 to 819 code for a protein of 132 amino acids. NCBI's taxonomy places the organism in Eukaryota, Metazoa, Chordata, Lepidosauria, Squamata, Rhineuridae.
ACAAAGCUUUGGAGCCGCUAACUGAGCCGCAACGGGCAAAGACAAGAGGGAGGCGGAGCUACAACUCGUGACUCAGCAGCCAAGCUCUCAUGCUCCGCCCCGCAGCCCUUACAAGGCGAGUCUCGGGACAGUGUGGCGUGGGUGCUUGUGUGCGCGCGCCCUGAGGAGAGGGGGGGCCACGCUAACCAACCCACCCGGCUGAGCGAGUAAGUCGCCGGCCGGGCAGAGGAGAAACGCGCCUUCCGCACCAUCCAUCCGUCUCUGAACUGGGCUGUAUAAGGAGCGGCCAAAGUGGCACCUUUCUGGUUUGGAAGGAAGCCCCACCUUUUUUCCGCCUUGUAAGACUGAGCAGGUUAAAGGCGAGAUAACUUAAGUGAGGAUUCUGAAUUCAGAGAGCCAUCUCUCAUUCCAAGAAAUAUCAUGGCUGAACCAGAUUACAUAGAUGAAGACAAUCCUGAGCUAAUUAGACCUCAGAAACUAACUAAUCCUGUAAAAUCAUCCCGGAAUCAUCAAGACCUUCAUAGAGAGCUCCGCAUGAAUCAGAAAAGGGGUCUUGCUCCUCAAAAUAAGCCAGAGCUGCAAAAGGUGAUGGAAAGACGAAAAAGAGAUCAAGUUAUCAAGCAGCAGAAGGAAGAGGAGGCGCAAAAGAAGAAAUCAGACUUGGAAAUAGAGCUACUCAAGCGACAACAGAAAUUAGAACAGCUUGAACUUGAAAAACAGAAGAUCCAGGAAGAGCAAGAGAAUGCACCUGAAUUUGUUAAAGUGAAAGGCAACUUGAGGAGGACAGCCCAAGAAUCAGCAGAAACCCAAGAAUCCUAGAGGAGGGGCUUCCUUUAAGACUGGAAGCCAUUCCCUCAGUGUCUGCUGAGGAGAGGCUUCUGUAGGAUGUCUCCCCCAUUUACCUGAAUCUGGGUGGAAAAAAAUGUGCUUAUACGAGGUCAACUUCUGGAACAUGUGCAGUCGAAUGAAUGCACAACAGAUAAAACUUGCCAAUAAUAAUAUGGAGAUCAGAGGAUAAACAAGCAACCUGUAGUCAGUUAAAAGACCUGUCCAAAGUACUUGACCAGGGAAACAAAUUUGAGUUGUUGUACCGCUUGCUUAUUCCUGACCCAAGCUUAGUGGGCAUCUCAGGCUAGUGUGUGUGUUAAUUUUUAUUUCCUUGUUCCUACUUUGUGGAGUUCUGCUAUGCAGAAAAGCAAAGUGUUCCAAAACCACUUCUCAUCACAUUUUGUGUGGAAAUUCUGUUUCAGAAAUGAUGACACCCCCCCCCUCGGUGGUCUUUGAUGUAAAUAUAAAUUCCUUUAGACUUGAAGUUGAAUUUAUCUUGUCCACUGCUAGUGUGUGGGCGGAUGUCACAUCAUUGUGGGGGAAUCUCAAAAGCGAGAAAAAUACGAAAAAGCUAAUUUUUAUUUAUUUGUUUCAGUCCUUGAACAGCUAAAAAGUGGUGUUGGCCAUCUGUGAAUUUGUAGCAAAGUACACAUUUGUGCCCUAGAAUGCUCACAAAUGAGUGGCUGGUCUCUUCCUCCACCCAACCUUGCUAAGCAGACAUAUUGCUUUUAUCAUAUUAUUCCUGUGUAAUAUGCACUUGGCCAUGUCUAAAUUGUAGUUGGCCUUUCUUUGAUUCUCUUCCUUAUCUAAUUUCACCAUGGUCUAAAGAACCACACAACUAGCUCUGUGUUCCAGGGGGUGGGGAGGAUUAUAUUCUCUUCAUAGCAAUCCCACUAUGCCACAUGGGCUUUGAAAAAUAGUUUGUGGAUCAGUUUGCCCAACAUCAUGGUGACUUGCUGUUCAAAGAAGAGCAACAAUUCAAAAACACACUGGGCAUGCUUGAACUUGAUCAUAUGUUUGGAGCUAAAUUAGUCCUUUGCUUUUAGGAUUCCUCUUGCUCUGUGCAGUUUAAAAACAAAAGAGUGUAAAAUUUAGUGGUACAAUUAAAACAUUUUAAAAUGCCGGUCAAAGCUUGGCUGCAGGAUGGAAUAUUUCAAAACUUGAACUCAUUAACUUCCAUACCUGUUAGUUCAAUCUUAUACUUGUCUACUUGGAAAUAAAUUCCAUUGAGUUCAACAGGUAAGUGGGUACAGCAUUGCAGCCUAAAUUGCCUAGGCAUUUUUGGGAUGGGCAAGGAGAGAAUGACCCAGCUGGUCAUCUUCUUGAACAAGCUUGUUUCUGUGAUUGGUUUUCCUCUUCAUUCAGUGACAAUACCACUGAAGCCCAUAUACAGAACAUUAUAUUGUGCCGGCAGGGAGGGGGAACUCUUGCAGUACGAGCCUGUCCUGUAGGGCUUCUUGAGGAAAAAUGCUAAGCUUGUCCCAUUUUUCUAUCCAUCGACAUUUCAAGUUAGAUUUUGACACCUUUGAAAAAUUAUAUUUUGGUAGUAUGGGUCUCUGUACGGGGCAGCCUAUGGUGACACAGUCUGGUCCUUAGAUGGCUUUUUGCAGUUUUCUACACAAUCUUGAGAAAUCACCUAUGUGUUCAGGGUGUUUGAGCUAUGAAAGUCAGCACGCUUAUGCAUAAAACUGGAAACAAACAUUAACCUAGAAUAGACAUUCUAUAUACAGUCUGAUCUUAGUACACUUUUGUGUGAAAAAAUGGAAAUGGACUGCCUUCAAAAAAAUUUGCUUUUUUGUUUCUGGGUGUACAGAUAAGUGAGCAACGGUCACUGCUGUAAAGCUGCAAAGCCAGCUUUUCAACAAAUGCCAAAAUGGGUGUGUGAAAGAUUCCAUAUAGGUGCAGGUUGUACAAAUGUCAGUAGCAGCAGUUCAAUAAUGGCUUACAUUUGCAUUAGAUGAGGAUCAGGUCCAUAGUCUUGUUCUAGAAAGCUAAGCAAAAUGAAUCUGUCUUUUGCGAUUACAUCUAAGCAAAAUGCUCGGCAGUGUUUGAUGCCAACACCAACUUGUGUAAGUGAUGUGUUUUAUCAUUGCUGCAGGCACUGGAAAUUGGAAAAACAAUUGCAGUACUGGACUUGACAAUGAGCAGUCUUCCCUUUGGCAUAAUGCUUUUCAGAUUGUCAAGACCCAAGCAGUUCUUCCGAGAAUAAAAUCGCAUUAUAAAUCCCAGUCAAUGAUAAAUAAGUUUUUGCUGGGAUUUAAUUUACUUCUAAUUUAAAUCCUGACACAAAUUAUUUAUCAUUGAUUUGGAUUUAUAGUGCUGCAUGCAUUUUUAGAAGAAUAUGAAGGCCAUUGAUAAAGCAGUGGUGUUGGAUUGACUACCAUAACAUAAAGGCAAUAUUUGAGAGCUUUGCUUUAGCUACAAUGGCAUCUUGGGCUUCUUUUGCAAAACAGAAACCUUAAUACACUAGCCCAGCCUUUCCCAACCAGUGUGCCUCUAGAUGUUGCUGGACUACAAUUUCCAUCUUUCCUGACCAUUGGCAAUGCUGGCUGAGGCUGAUGGGAGUUGUGGUCCAACAACAUCUGGAGGCACACUGGUUGGGAAAGGCUGCACUUGCUUAUUUAAUUUCCUUUUCUCCCAUUAUUCUGAAGGCGGAAGUUGGGGAGCCUUAUAACCACAAAAAGCUCACAGUUCAUAUACUUGAAUUGCAUUAGGUUUGUCAUCAAUCUUCUUUCCUUACUUUGGCCUAUUAUUUUGUCCUGGAUACAAGGGUUUGGGUGAAGGGUAUGAAACCCCAGAAAAACUUGCCUUAAUGGUUUUAUUAACUGCUGCAUUUUUCUCAUACUCUCCCCACAUACUCGUUCUAUGUAGACAAAUUAGGUACACUUCUGGAUUCCAAUUCCACAGCAAGCCUCUGGUUGAAUAGGUAUAUUAUGGUGUUACAACACCUUGGGGUCAUGAUUCCAAAAUAAAAUAGAGGUGUUUUAGCCCAAAGCCCUCUGAACAUAAUAGAAAAGAGCUAUAAGGUGAUACAGAGAAGUGGGCCAGACCUUUAGCUGAACACACUGUAGAACCUCUCUGUUCCUAAGUCGUCAUAGAUGUGAUCAACUGGUUUGUGAGGGUAAGGACGGAUGCUUCAGAUAGCUCUGGGGGGGACCUGUUUUGUAGAUAUAGUACGUACAUAGUAAUUGGGAGGGGAUAACAUUACUAUAGCACUAGAGGAAUGUAAACAUGAUUUUAGCCCAUAUAAGAAGUCUGCCAGACCUUUUGUGUGUGUAGGAAUCCAGAAUUUUGUUUUGGGUUGAUAGGAGGAAUGACUUGACAGAUGCUGUCAAAUUGUUUGAAUUUUUUUCUUUUUCUUUUUUUAAUUCUGUGUCCAUGGAGGUGAGUUGUUGACAGCUCUCACAGCUGACUCUGUUCUCCUGACCAUUUUCAAAAGUUCCCAUUUGCUAGAUAUUUUCAGUUGAGCUACCUUGAUUUAAAAAUGUCUGACUCUUUGUACAAAUUGCCUCUUAAUGGAUCAAUGCUUUUAAAACUUUGUUUUUAGCAAGUUAAGGUAGCAAAUUAAUAUUGCCUCCCAUUUCUUUAAGUGAUGUUAAUCUCUGUUAUGUCUUCACUUGUUUCUGAGUGUACAUAUAUAAAUAUUAAAAAGGGAGCCUUAAUGGGAUUUGUUUUCAUAAUUUAAUAUUUUUUGUAUUUCCUCUUGCCUAUUUGUUUUUAACAAAAUGUUACAAAAAUGAUGGUGUACUUCUUAGAACCAAAGUUAAUACUUAAUAA